Messenger RNA from Hemiscyllium ocellatum (epaulette shark), 4599 nucleotides. It is a transcript of the gene angpt2b, whose product is annotated as angiopoietin 2b. The coding region runs from base 588 to 2081 and encodes 497 amino acids. The transcript has 9 exons. Gene Ontology annotation, biological process: Tie signaling pathway. Gene Ontology annotation, molecular function: receptor tyrosine kinase binding. The record is from RefSeq and is a predicted model, not a curated record. NCBI's taxonomy places the organism in Eukaryota, Metazoa, Chordata, Chondrichthyes, Orectolobiformes, Hemiscylliidae.
GAAUUUUACUGAAGCUUGAUUUACUGCCUCGACUUUGAAAACAGUGUGGGCUGGACAAUGGUAUAAAAUGUCCCUUGUUAAUGGAAUAGUGCACUAAGAUAAACUUUCAGACACUGAGACAAAAGCUACUGCAGGGAGCAGACGGUGUGCUAAUCACACAUUCUUGUGGUAAAAUCAGAUGUUGAGAUAUAGCCACUGACUCAUUAUCUUCUAACACCAAAUAUCUCAAUCCAUGCGUGGGCUUCAGUCCAACCCGAAGGGGGAGAGAGCCUUACCAUCAAGAGCAACCGAACAUUUCCUGCAUUUGUCAGUGCAACGUGGGCUGUGAGACAUAGGAAGCAAUACAGAGCCUUAUCAUUGAGUCACAGAAGGAAAACAAACUCUUGGCAACAUUACAUAAAGCCAGUGAACUGUCAGGAGAAGCAGUAACUCUUUUUUUCCCCCGAAUGCAUGACCAAGCAAUUGAAUAGUCAAAGAACCAGAGACAGAAGAGAAGUUGGUUACGGUCUGGAAUCUUUUCCUAUUCUUCUUGCCCCUGCACAUUCCCAGUUUUAUGAACAGUUCACUUGCAGUUGGAAGCCUUCAGAAUGCUAUCGAGCUACUUGUCAUUUGUGAGUUGUGUUUGUGUUUUCCUGGCUGUGUCAGGGUUCAGCUCCUACAAUAAAGCAACAGAAAAUUUAGAGAAGCACCAUCAUCAGAUUCAGCAUGGACCGUGCAGCUACACAUUUCUGCUUCCAGAGAUUGAGAACUGUCAACCUUCCGCCAAUUACCACAUGUCCAACUCACUGCAAGGAGACGCUCCUCCAGUCGUGGAACCCAACCGGUCUGUAAAGCGGUUGCAGCAACUUGAGGGCAUCUUGGAAAACAACACACAGUGGCUGCAAAAGCUUGAAAAUUAUAUUCAGGACAGCGUGAAGACUGAGAUAGUGGAGAUCCAGCGAAAUGCGGUGCAGAACCAGACUGCAGCCAUGUUGGAAAUAGGAACUAAUCUCCUGACUCAAACUGCAGAACAAACUCGCAAGCUCACUGAUGUGGAAACACAGGUUCUGAACCAAACAUCACGGCUUGAAAUCCAGCUGCUGGAGAAUUCGCUAUCAACAAACAAACUGGAGAAACAAAUCAUGGUGCAGACUCAGGAAAUUACCACACUCCAUGAAAAGAACAGCUUUCUAGAGAAGAAAGUCUUGGAAAUGGAAGGUAAACAUGAAGCUGAGCUUCAAUCAAUAAAAGCGGAGAAACUGCAGAUGCAGGACCUGUUGGUGAAGCAGAGUACACUUAUCGGGCAGCUGGAGAAGCAGCUGAAUGUAGCCACACAGAACAACAGUAUCCUACAGAGCCAGCAGCUUUUAUUAAUGGAGACUGUUCACAACCUGCUGAAUAUGGUUUCCCAUGGCAACGAAAUUCCACGGACUGCCAAAGAUCAAGUUGCAUUUAAAGACUGUGCUGAAGUGUACAAAUCAGGAUUUAUGACAAGUGGAGUCUAUACUCUAAAUAUCAUCAACACAACAGAAACAGUGAAGGUGUUCUGUGAUAUGGAGAUCAAUGGAGGAGGAUGGACAAUCUUCCAGCAUCGUGAAAAUGGGAACAUAGACUUUCACCGUGACUGGAGAGAAUAUAAACUGGGCUUUGGAGACCCCUCGGGAGAAUAUUGGCUUGGAAAUGAAUUUGUUCACCUUCUAACCAGCCAGUCUCCUCAUGUUCUCCGCAUUCAGCUGAAGGACUGGAAUGGAAAUGAAGCAUUUGCAACCUUUGACAAUUUCUUUCUGGAAAGUGAGGAGCAGAAGUAUCAGCUCCACAUAAAGGGUUACAGUGGAACAGCCGGGAGAACCAGCAGCCUCAGCCCCUCUGGUACAAAAUUUAGCACCAAGGAUGCUGACAAUGAUGAAUGUGGCUGUAAAUGCUCCCAGAUGGCAUCCGGAGGAUGGUGGUUUCAGGCCUGUGGCCCUUCUAACUUGAAUGGCAUGUAUUAUUCAGGCGGGAUGAACACAAUUCGCUUUAAUGGGAUCAAGUGGCACUACUGGAAAGGGUCACAUUAUUCCCUCAAGUCCACCACAAUGAUGAUCCGGCCUGUAGGUUUCUGAGCAAUGCAUCGGCAUUGCUUUUUGGAACAGCUCAUGGAAUUUGCCAUUCACAUGUACGGGAUACUCUGCAUCUGCCGCACAACCACUGAUUACAGUUUUUUAAAACUUGUUUAGCACACACUGGUGGGAUAUAAAUAUUAAAGGCUUUGCCACCAUAGCUAUGCACCUCCAGCCUGCAGUUUGCUAGAAAUUUUUUUUUUGAAAAAAAGCCUUGCUGCAUUUCUUCAGUGGUGAAAAGAUUGACAAGGACACUCUCGGCGGAAAGCUGAAAGGAGAAUAUUAAGUGACUUGCCAUUGAACUAGUUCAUGAAAUAGAAAAUCCCCUCGGGACUUCUCCUGUUCAACUCGAAUGAUGCAAAGAAUGUGUUGCCCAUUGACAUAAUCGAGAUUCAGGGCAAAGUAUAUUUGAAAGUCUUCAUUCUUUGUCAGCUGCCUUCAAUGCUGUCUCCAAUGCAUCAAGCUUCACAUCUGCUUUCUCCUUCAGUAGCUUUUGAAGCAUAAGACCAUUGCAAAAGCAAACCAUAGCAUAAAUGUAACAUGUUUAACUAUUUCAUGAGCAAAACAUAUUUUGUUGUGCUUCCCCAGUAAAGUCUUUGAGAGAAAAGGGAUCUUUGCAUAUUUACAUUCUUAUGUUUACCCAUCUGUGCCUCAUUCAUAUUUUUGGGGACUGCCUGUUUUCUGGGUAGGCUUAGUUACUACAGCAGCCAGCAUGUAUAGCUUGUUCCAAAAAAAAAUCCCAUUGUAUGUUGGCUGUCACUGCUGACUUGCAUUCUAACAGAUGUUCUAUUUGCUGCAUGCCCAGCUGUUUGUAUCACUGUGCUUUUGACAUCUUUGUUUCUUUUGUUUUCAUUACAAUGAUGAUUAAAUCUACUGUAUGUGGAGAGCCUGAUGCUGGACCUCUUUAUCAAAACAUGGUUAAAUAUCUUUCAGUGCAUGAAGUCUUGGCCACUUCGUUCUUUUGCAAUGAGUCUCUGCUGGACAAUUUACUGUGAAAGUUUCUACUGCAUGUAUUGGUACUGAGGAAGCCUAUCCAGUUCAACUGUGAUCCAGUAUUGAGCGAUUGUUGCUUUUGUAGUGCACAGCUCAUUCUAAAAUUGGUAAUUGUGCCUCUGACAAUUGCACUUUGUUUCUCAGAUUCUCAUCAAUCAAAAACCAAAAACUGGGAGAAAACACAAAGGUCAUUAUCAUGAUUAAACAUGGAAUGAAAUUCAAACUCCCCCCAAAAAAUACAGUUUCACUUGGGAUAGUUGCAUCUGGCUACACUCUUUUAAAUCAUGAUGUGGAGGAGCCACUGUUGGUCUAGGAUGGACAAAGUUAAAAAUCACACAACACCAGGUUAUGGUCCAACAAGUUUAUUUGGAAGCUCCAAAAGCUGGUGCUUUCAGGUAAACCUGUUGGACUAUAACUUGGCGUUGUGUGAUUUUUAACUCUCUUAAAUCAUUUAACUUUUGUCUGCACACCAGCCCCUUUGUUGUUACUUCUAAUAUGGGGUCACUGCGUUUUUAAAAUACUACUGAAUGUGGAACAUGCAUAAUUUGAAUACCUAACAGCACAUAAAUUGGAUAUCAUCCUAUGUGGCAUAUCAUAACAAUACCCAUAAGAUGUUAAAGACAAAUAAGUACUUUCUGUGAGAGAGAAAGAACAAACCUUGCAUGAGUUCCUAGAUCUUCUGAUUUUAUUCUUUUGAUCACUAAAAUCAAACCUACUGUUUCCAUGUUCCCUGCUGUUUCCAUUGUGAACUCUCCAGUACCAGGAUAGAACAAUUGGCCAACUUGUUGGCUCUGACUGCAAAAAUGCUGCAAGCUGUUAUGUGAGAGUGACCCAUGUAUUUUCUCGGCUUUACAGCACAACCUCUGGACAACUCGAUUUCCCAGCCUCUAUUCCCAGGCAGGUCCCUGCACAGAUGCAGGGUACUGAGAAUACGACACAGCUUGAAAUGAUUAAUUUUUUGCAAAAAAAGUUGAUUGGCAAGUGUUUAUUAACAUUUUUUAUAAGAUUAACAAUUCCACUGCCAAGUGUUAAUUAAGAAACACCAGUUUGUAAUUGUUCAUCUCUAAUUUCACACGGCCUCUCUGCACAGAGUACAACACAGAUGUGUGUUGGAAUACUGGAAUGUCGCUCCAAGUAAAAUAUAAAGAGUGUGCCAAUAGCAAUGGUUAAUCAUUAUAAACAGGUGGAGCAACAAUGGAUUACACAUCAUGUCUAAGGAAUGAUCAGAAAACCAAAACUGUGCUGAAUUAUACUCAUUCUGUCUGUAACAGAACCAAGGAAGUGUGAUUACCAGAAAUGAGAAUCUGUUAAAAUGCAUCACCACAGACCUAACCUAAAAGUGUGAUGAAGGACUUACUAAGUCAUCUGAAGCAUAAAGUCAAGAAUUAGGUUAUGCUUAAAGAUUGUUUUUUCUAUAUCAGAUUGUUGAAAUAAAGAGUACUACAAACAUUGAUUCAUUAGUCAUAAUUCUAACUAAUUUUAACUGAAUUAUUCAGUGUUUCCAGUAUAUUCAGAUAUUAGAAAAUAU